ACUUUGCUAGACCGCUUUAUUUUGCAAACGCCUAAUAAUUGUUUACAUUACAAUAAUAGAAAUUACAUUUCGAAAUACGAUUUAAAUCGAAGAAACAAACUGAAAAAAUCAUGUCUACGCCAAAUAAUGAAAAUGGUGGCGGAAAUUUAAUGGAUGAAUUUGAGGAAGCCUUUCAGGCCUGUCUGCUGUCGCUUACUAAACAGGAACCCAACUCCGGCACUAAUAAAGAAGAAAUUGAGUUGGAGGUGCAAAAGACAACAAAUCGAUUUAUUGAUGUAGCUCGCCAAAUGGAAGCAUUCUUUCUGCAAAAGCGAUUUCUUGUUUCCACACUGAAACCAUAUAUGCUCAUCAAGGAUGAGAAUCAAGACCUCAGCAUUGAGAUACAACGUAAAGAGACACUAUUACAAAAACACUAUAAUCGGUUGGAGGAGUGGAAGGCUUGUCUAUCGGAUAUACAGCAAGGUGUGCACACUCGUCCCAGCCCGGCCAUGAUGCCAGGUCCAUGCCCCGGAGGUAUGCAAGCUCUAGGUGGCCCAGGGCCGCGUCCUGGCCUAAUGAGCGGUAUGCCGCCGGGUGGCAUGCCAUCCGUCGGUCAAAUGCCGGGAGGCCAACAACAUUUAUUGCAGGCACAACAAAUGCAAAUGCGUAUGAUGGGCAAACUACCACCUAAGUGAUUAUCUAUUAUUAUAGUACAUAAUUUAAAGAUUAAGUCAUAUAACUUUUUAAUAAAUGAAACCUAUACGCUGCCGAAAAUGAUAGAUCCAGCGUCUAGGUAUGGUCGUUACCUGCUUUGGAAACCUAUCAAUAAAGUGAAAUAUAUUCUUAUUUUUCCC
Drosophila hydei is the source of this 833-nucleotide messenger RNA. It is a transcript of the gene MED28, whose product is annotated as mediator of RNA polymerase II transcription subunit 28. The record is from RefSeq and is a predicted model, not a curated record. Gene Ontology annotation, cellular component: mediator complex. The transcript has a single exon. NCBI's taxonomy places the organism in Eukaryota, Metazoa, Arthropoda, Insecta, Diptera, Drosophilidae. The coding region runs from base 111 to 674 and encodes 187 amino acids.